Molecule: messenger RNA, 754 nt
Organism: Zingiber officinale
Lineage: Eukaryota; Viridiplantae; Streptophyta; Magnoliopsida; Zingiberales; Zingiberaceae
Product: FCS-Like Zinc finger 5-like
Exons: 2
Coding region: 92-562 (156 amino acids)
Source: RefSeq, a predicted model, not a curated record
CCUCAAAUCGCACCACCGCCCGCCUCAGCUCGCCUUCCUUUACCGCCCUCUCGCAUCUCCGGCGAGAUAGUCGGAGAAGAGGAAACGAGGGAUGAUUCUGGGAAAUUGGGCGAGGCCUCCAAGUAGGCGGAGCGGUAGCUCGGCGGAGUUCAUUGCCCCUCAUGCUUCCUCUGCCGCCGUCGUCUUCGAUGUAGAGGCUCUCCGGUCGUCGGAUGACCAUGUGAUCGGAGGGAAAGAUAUCUCUCCGGUUUCGCCGUAUCUUCUGCCAUCGCACCACGGAGUCGACGUAUCCGGCGUCUACAUCGAGGAUCCGACCGUAGCCGCGCCGGCGCCCUUUUUGCGUGCCUGUGGGCUCUGCAGCCGCCGCCUCGGGCCUGGCCAGGAUGCCUACAUGUACAGGGGUGACAUCGCCUUCUGUAGCUCGGAGUGCCGGCAGCAGCAGAUUAGCAAAGAUGAGCAGAAGGAGAAGUGUUCUUUGAUCUCCAUGAACAACAGCCCUUCUCUGGCAAGUAAUUGCUCCAACCAAUCGGACAGCGGAGGAACAAUCCCUUCAGCCACUUGAGCAAUUCCAUCAACCUCUCCGCCUGUAAAAAAUUCUCAGAACUGAUAUCUAUCUACACAUCUAGAUUUCUACACAGGGCAGCUUAACGAUUUCCUGAAGUUAUUGAAUUUGCAUGGUUCUGUGUAUGAGAAGUUGGAUUUCAGAAACUUGUGAUUGUAAUAUAGAUGUGAAAUAGCAACCUAUAUUUCUUCA